AUGAUCCAGGUGGUCUCAAACUCAACAGAGACGCUGGAAUCAGUUUAUUCCAAAAGUUUAUCCACUACAGAACUCAUACGAUUCCUCUAUAAGCUAUCAUAUGCUACUGCUGAUAGCUCUGAUUCCGAUGAUACAUUUUCACCAGUGGUGUUCAAGAUUUUCAAGCAUUUGCCUUUGAGUUUGCAGGUUUGUUUCCUUGUGUCGGACGAAAAAGGAAAGAAUCCAUUGCUAAACUCACUGGUUAAGGCUGUGAAUUCCCAUGGGUUUAUUUCGUUCAUCGAAGACACUCCAACAUAUGACUUUGAGGUGAAUUUGAAUUCGAUCGAAUUCUUUUAUUUGAAAGAAUCCCUUUCCCGGAAUCCUGGACAAUUCUCACACAUACUGUUCCAAAAUGCGUAUUUUAGGAGGUAUGAUGAGAUACUGCUUUUUCAUCAAUUUCAAACAUUGAAAAUUGAUUUGAGUGAAAUCAGACAGUUUCAAAACGUGCUAUACAAAGUGACCGGAGUUUUCCUGAAAUCAAAAACAGAUCUGCGUGAUAUCGAUUUGUGUCCCCGAUCCAGAAUAAAAGAGAUUGAUCUUGAAAGUUCAUUGGUGCAUGACAAAGAAGUACAGAACUUCUUAUCUUCGUUGGAUAACAUCCAAAAACUGAACUACAAAGAUUGGUAUUAUAAUGCACAAAAUAGACACGAAGUUGCUUUCUGUCCGAAUAAUGGUGUUACUGACUUUGAAUUAUUGUUCUCCAAUCAAGUGAACAGCGAUAUGCUUCGCCCAUUUGGACUAGAGAAUAUUUCAAAAAUGCAUAUCAAUUUAGGAGAUUCUGACCACGCGUCUUUGGAUGUUGAGGAGAUCAUCCCAAAACUGAAUCGUCUAAAUACGCUUACCAUUAAUGCGAUGAUGAGCCCGUCUUACUUCUCUUUGACAUUCAACUGUGAAAGCGCUAACUUGCAAUAUUUGAAUAUUACUAGGUCAAAUCUACAACGGUGUGAUUUUUCAGAACUUUAUGCUCUCAAAGAGCUUGUUCUGCUAGACUGUGUUAUAGACUCUGCAACUUUGGAUACAAUGAAGAAUUCACGAAACCUCUCAACUCUAAUAGUCAUCAAUGGCGAGAUCCUUUGGUCAAACUUCUGGCAAAUUCCAACGCAGCUCACCAAGCUUGCUUUGUUAAGCAAUGAUCACAACAGCUACAAAGACUUGAUUUUCUUUGGGAACUCGUCCAAUAAGCGAGCAGAUGAAUACGCCCAACUUUUGAAUUUGAACAUUAAUUCCGUUUCAUUUGGUCUACAGUAUAGAGCAGGAGAUUUGAUCUCUGUAUGCAAGAUUGGACAAAACAAAAUCAAAUUUCCAAAAAGUGUUGGACCCGAGCAGGCUGAGAUCACUUUUAUCCCAAAUUUCAAUAGCAUAGACUUUGAUUUUCUUGAUUUCGACGAAGCAGGACUUUCCGAGCUGAAAAUAAACCUAUAUUCUUUUGGAAACAUAUUCCACAAGCCAAAAAAUGUGCCAAGCGGUAUUGAGUGUCAGUACGCUUACUCAAAUCUGAAUAUGCUUGAGAGAGAGACGAUUAAAGAUGUUAAACUCAAAACAGUCCUUGAUUCCAAUGAGGGUAUUUUUGAUUACGAUUCGGAUGACGUUCAUUCAAGAGGGAAUCUCAGUAUUGAUAUGGACUACUCAGAGAGUGAUAGCGAAUACAAGUACUCCAGAAGAAGAACAAGAAAUAAGGGACGAUCGAACAGGAAGUUGGCUGACGAAUCUAAUCUAACUGAUGAUGAUAACAAUUUAAACGAUAGCGAGGAGGAAGCCAAGAGAAAGAGCAAAUUAAUCAAGAGUGUUAUAUCAUCAAAGAAUAUCAAAGCCUCUUCAAAUCCAGAAGAUCCUGAUAAGCCAUUUGAAUGUGAAUUCUGUCCAAGAGCUUUUAAACGAAAGGAACAUUUGAGAAGACAUUCUUUGACUCACACCAACUACCGGCCACAUGUUUGCACGAACUGUGGACGUGGUUUCCGCAGGUCAGACAAUCUAAAAAAUCACGAAAGACGUUGUCUAAGUUCGGGGAAGGCUGGAGGUACGGGCUACAAAUUACGCGAAGAUCCUAAUAGGCUGGAUUCGGAAGAAAUAGAAAGAGUCAAGAAGAUGGAGCUGCAGAAACGUGCCAGAUUAAAAAGGCUCAAAGAUAUGGGAAAGAGUAUCAAGCUUGCAGAGUUUUAUGAAUCGAAUAAGUCUCACACUUCUUCCCAAUUUCAAAACGAAAGGCUCCAUCCCACCUCACAUCUCAACAAGCUACCCGAUUUUGAAGAUGAGAUAGGCAGUGACAGUGACGUUGAUGAAGAAGAGGAAGAUGAUGGAGACAACGCCGAUGAUGAUGCUUACGAGGACAAAAUCUUUGAUAGAAGAAGGGAAAGAAGCCAUAUGAUAUCUCGCUAUGGUAACUCCCCAGCAGAGUCAGGUUUGGAAACGCCUCCUACGUCUGCUAGCGGUUGGCCAACGGCUCCCACAUCCCCGAAUGUUUCUAGCAAGCGGUCUUCUCUCAACACGGUUCCUGCCCUGAGAUUAAAGAGAGGUGACUUUAAUAUGUCUCCAAAUCCCUCGGUGGAUCGACAUGAUGUGGCCACGACUGUGCACAACGAAACGAAGAUGCGCUCAACUGGGAAGCACAGGCUGGACGAGAAGGAAAACCAUGAUUCAAUUGAUGCGGAAGUAGAUGAUGAGGAUGACGACGUGGACUUCAGCAGUGCGCCUUCCACUGCUGCCAAAUCUUCUAUCAAGCAUCAAGUGAAUGAAAUGUUCACAAAAUGUGAACUGCUUCCUAACAAUGUCUACAAAUGUGCCAAAUGCUCGCAGCUGUUUACAAAGCGAGGCAAUUUGAGAAGACACUUGGUGAUUCAUUUCAACCUGAAGCCGUAUACUUGUGAUUGUGGGAAAUCUUUCAAACGAUCAGAUAAUUUCAAAAAGCAUACCAGCCGUUGCAAAGUGCUAAUUAAUAAGAGGCAAAAGACAGACAACUUGGGAAACGCUCAAAGUCAUACAUUUUCCUCUGGAGAGGUAGGCUACAAAAUGGACAUUGUAAAAGAAGAACAAACUGGCGAUGAAAUGGUGAACUCUCUGUCGCCUGGCCAUAGUUCGCGAUCACCCUCUGUACAGUUGUCAUCCCGCCUUGUUAAGCAAACUGAGUUGUCCGAUGACUCGGGAAUCGAAGGUGAAGAGAAGAAGAAGGGGGAUGACAGGCAAUUUGAGUGCAACUUUUGUCAAAAGAAAUUCAAGAGGAAAUAUCACUUAAAUCGACACUUGAUAGUUCACCAGAACGAUAAUUUGCGACCAUACAAUUGUCCCCAGUGCAAUAACUCGUUCAAAAGGGGUGAUUUACUCGAGAAACAUAUUCUUAACAACAAGUGCAAAACUAUUACUUUCAAGGACUGA
Molecule: messenger RNA, 3408 nt
Organism: Ogataea philodendri
Lineage: Eukaryota; Fungi; Ascomycota; Pichiomycetes; Pichiales; Pichiaceae
Exons: 1
Coding region: 1-3408 (1135 amino acids)
Biological process (GO): regulation of transcription by RNA polymerase II
Cellular component (GO): chromatin
Molecular function (GO): DNA-binding transcription factor activity, RNA polymerase II-specific; RNA polymerase II cis-regulatory region sequence-specific DNA binding
Source: RefSeq, a predicted model, not a curated record